GCCCCAAUUGGGAUGCUCUUUUCCUUCCCCAACGCUCUGGCCUGUGCGCUCAACACCGAUGGCUUUUCCGAGGUGGUCCGGGAUCUAAUGCGGGAGUUUGAUGUUGUCAUUGUCGAUGACUUGAAUGACGCCCGCAUUGUGGGAGUGAUCACAGUGACUAUUCUUCUGCUCAUUUCAUUGGCUGAAAUGGAGUGGGAGUCCAAGACCCCGAUUUUGUUCUUUAUUGUUCUCUUGGUCUCCUUUUUCCAACUACUUUGUGGGUACAAUCAUCCCGCCAUCUAAAGAGAAAGAGGCCAAAGGCAUCUUUGGAUACA
This is a messenger RNA of Etheostoma cragini (Arkansas darter), 314 nucleotides long. Its product is annotated as solute carrier family 12 member 3-like. Gene Ontology annotation, cellular component: membrane. Bases 13 to 282 code for a protein of 89 amino acids. Gene Ontology annotation, molecular function: sodium:potassium:chloride symporter activity. The record is from RefSeq and is a predicted model, not a curated record. Gene Ontology annotation, biological process: sodium ion transmembrane transport; potassium ion import across plasma membrane; cell volume homeostasis. Lineage: Eukaryota; Metazoa; Chordata; Actinopteri; Perciformes; Percidae. The transcript is spliced from 3 exons.